AUGAAAGUAUUUUUUUUCUUGCUUUUUUUAUGUAUUUUUUGCAAAAAUAUAAUUUCUGAAAUAAAAGAGUUAAGCUAUCAUGAAUUUCAAAAAAUGUUAACAUCAGGAAAAAAUAAUCAAAAGAAAAAAUAUACGUUAGAUAGUACAUUAAAUAUUAAAAAUUUAAAAUAUCACAAAGAUUAUUUAUAUGUAAACACAAAGAACGAUUUCGUUCUUUAUGUAUAUGCCAAAUGGGAUGCUGACUCAAAUAAUUUGAUAACUGUUUUCAGAGAAGUAGCAAGAAUAUUAACGGAAAACGAAAUAAAAUUAGAUUUUUAUAUUUUUAACAUUGAUAAUUCUAAGGAUUUGUGUAAUUUCUUAAACAUUUGUUCUUUGCCCGUAAUGCUGUAUGUCUCGUCAGUUCAUAAAAAAAAAUAUAACUCCUUACUUUUCAAAGUUCUGAACUCAAAUAAGGACGUGAAAAUAAGUAACGCCUUCAGAUAUAAUGGCGACAUGUAUUGCUACGAUUACAUAGUGGAAUGGGUAGAGGCACAUUACUAUUUUACAAAAGCCGUUUUACUAAUAAAAAAAAUGUUCUACUGGAAAAAUAAAAAAAAAUGA
Messenger RNA from Plasmodium malariae, 600 nucleotides. RefSeq names its product conserved Plasmodium protein, unknown function. The record is from RefSeq and is a predicted model, not a curated record. The coding region runs from base 1 to 600 and encodes 199 amino acids. The transcript has 3 exons. NCBI's taxonomy places the organism in Eukaryota, Apicomplexa, Aconoidasida, Haemosporida, Plasmodiidae.